CUACUUAGUAAACCUUCAUUUACACACCAGUCAGUUAAUGCUCUUUUCCCCUUCCGUUCCAAAUUGUACAGAAACUUUAAAUUAAUUACCACAUUCAGCCGUUUUACUGUCUAAACCACCAAACAAGCGACGAACUUCCUAACCAACACACACCGCAAGCCCUUACAAAUCUUUUCCCCGUCAUUCAAAUUCACUGCAAUCACGCAACCAAUUAUGUCAUAAUAGGGUUUCCAUAACAUUCAACUAUUCGCGUUACCAUAAAUGAAAUGACUUUGCAAUAAAUAAAACAAGAAUGUCGCGAUAAUACAAGGCAACCCUUAAAUCUAUUCUAACCGAUUUACAUAGUAGUCAUUAUUAGUAUCCUGUUUGUACGAAGGAAAUGCAUAUGAUCAAACGCAAAGAUCGUUCAGAUGGCUUUGAAUGGGUUUAUCGCAAGAAAGGUUUAUGCAAGAAAUGCCACUGACAAUCCGCCACUAUGGAAGAUAUUUUUUUAUUCUUUAUUUUUUGGGAAUUUACGUUGUGAUGGCAGUAUACAGGUUCUAGUUCAGAUAAUUUUAGAAAGUUCUUGGAUGCCGUUAAGGAAUUUUGUGUGCUCAGUCUAAAGACGCAGAAAUUUCUAAAUAAGAAUGUGAUCCAGAUUCAACUAAGUUGAUCAAAAAGCGCAUUUUGAUGCGAAUGACUGCUGCGUCUAACUCAGAGCUUCAGAACAUCCUUCAGAAAUUAGAUACCAGUUAUCUUUUGGCAAGCAAAAGUGUAAUGAGACAAAGAAUAUGUGAUAUAUGUACCACUGAUAGUUCUGCUGCUGAAUAUGUAUUAAAAAGGCAAAUGGAAACAAGAUGUUCCUAUAAUUAUAUUUGUGUCAUUGACUUUGAAGCAACUUGUAUAAAUUGCUCAAGUAAAACUUUCUAUCCGCAUGAAAUUAUUGAAUUUCCAGCUGCAAUUAUAGAUAUCAAGAAGUUAAAAAUUGUGGAUUUCUUUCAUUCAUUUGUCAGGCCUGUUUUGAAUCCUAAACUAUCUGAUUUUUGCAAAAAUUUAACUGGUAUCUCUCAGGAAGAAGUGGAUAGUGCUGAAAGUUUUACAAGUGUACUAAUCAGUUUUUCUAAUUGGAUCAAGAAUUACACUAUGAGAGGCAAAACUGUAAUCCUGACAGAUGGGACCUGUGAUAUUGGAAAAUUUUUAGUUUUGCAGUGUCUUAUCAGCCAGAUAGAUUUUCCUUCUUGGGCUGUUCACCACAUUGAUGUCAAAGAUAUUUAUCAGAAAGCAUAUAAAUUAGAAAAAAGCAAACUUACUGAUAUGCUUCUGUCGUGUGGGAUGGAUUUUGAAGGAAGGCUGCAUUCGGGGAAAGAUGAUACUAAAAAUAUUGCAAGACUUGCUAUAGCUAUGUUAAAAGAUGGUGCUAAGUUCCAUGCUAAAAUCUUUUCUCCUGGAGUACAGAUGAAAUUGUUUCGAAACAAAGUUAAUGCUUAUAAAAGAACAAGAGCAGAAUCUUCAAAAACUUCAAAGAAAUCAGCUAAACGUAAAAGUGCAUCACAAGCUAAAACUAGUCAAGUGGAAUCCUGCAAUAAUGCAUCUAUGGAUAUUGAUCCUGACUUAAAAGAAACAGAAUAUAUUCUGAUGAAAUUUAAACGUUUAUGAGUGUGUAGAAUUCUGUUAUAAUAUUUUAAUAUUUCAAAGUACUGCAGUUAAAUGUAAUUAAGAGAGAUGGAACUUGGUCUUUAAUGCAUAUCAGUUUGAUUUAACUUUGUAUGUAUUUAGAAAACAACAUGUUUGCCAUUUUUACAUUAUGUAAAAUAGUUAAAUUUUCUAGCUCAAAUAGUAAAAUUAAUACCAAAAAUGUAACAUUAGACACAAUUUUAGGUGCUGGUGGAUUCUUCUUCAUUUUGACGUGCUGGUUCCUGAAUUAGUUAAGAAUUUUUCAUGAAAACUUUCUAUUGAUAUACCACAUGAUAGCUUGUGAACUAAACUGAAGUUUAUUUAACUGGCAAACAUGUUUUUAAACUGCUUGGCUAAGUAAAGGCAUAUUUAACAUCAUGCUCAUAACCUUUUUAUCCUCAUUAUUGCUUUUCCUCCUUGAAGGUAAUCAUCAUUAUUUAUUCAUAUGUCAUUAUUUUUAAAUGCCUCGUAAAAUGUUUUAGAUUGUAAAUUUUUUGUAACAGAUAUUUUGCAUAUGAAGGUAAUACAUUUUUUGAGAUUUUUAUCAGUAUAUUUAUUAUAUUUGAUAUAAAAGUGUUAUACAGUUAAUUUCUGUCAUCUGUCAGUUAUGAAACUUAAAGCAUUUAACAAAAUAUAUUUUGGCAACAAAAUAAAACUCAAAUGAAAUUUAAGUAGAAUUACAAAAUUUUUGCAAAGUGACCUUCAUGUGAAGUUUGCUGCUAUUUUUAAUCCAUGUUUUUUAAACUUUCAUUUAAAUUUUGAAGCAUUAUUGCAAUGAUAAGGAAAUUUUGAAUUUACAAUUGAGUUUAUGUGAUGUCCUGUUACAAAACUGAUUUGUUAAAAGGUGUUCUGUGUUUAAUAUACGUUUACCUUAUUGUAUUUUUAUAACUGUUAAAAUUUAUUAAUAAAGAAUAUAUUGUUACAGUU
This is a messenger RNA of Stegodyphus dumicola, 2580 nucleotides long. RefSeq names its product 3'-5' exoribonuclease 1-like. NCBI's taxonomy places the organism in Eukaryota, Metazoa, Arthropoda, Arachnida, Araneae, Eresidae. The record is from RefSeq and is a predicted model, not a curated record. Gene Ontology annotation, molecular function: 3'-5'-RNA exonuclease activity; nucleic acid binding.